Messenger RNA from Meleagris gallopavo (turkey), 2102 nucleotides. RefSeq names its product carnosine dipeptidase 2 (gene CNDP2). Gene Ontology annotation, cellular component: cytosol. NCBI's taxonomy places the organism in Eukaryota, Metazoa, Chordata, Aves, Galliformes, Phasianidae. Gene Ontology annotation, molecular function: metallodipeptidase activity. The record is from RefSeq and is a predicted model, not a curated record. Gene Ontology annotation, biological process: proteolysis.
UUGGAAGCCUUCUGUAGUGAAACCUCAGGAGGCUAAAUUAUUUUUGUCACAUAAUUUUUCAGCAACAACAUUCUGGUCAGAAGAUGGCUGCUCUUGACACCCUCUUUAAAUACAUUGAUGAACACCAAGACCUUUAUGUUAAGCGGCUGGCUGAGUGGGUAGCAAUCCAGAGUGUGUCAGCAUGGCCAGAGAAGAGGGCUGAAAUCAGGCGCAUGAUGGAAGUUGCUGCAAAGGAUAUUGAGCGACUUGGAGGCACAGCUCAACUUAUGGAUAUUGGGACACAAAAGCUGCCUGAUGGAUCAGAGAUCCCUCUACCUCCAAUUAUUCUGGGAAAGCUUGGCUCAGAUCCACACAAAAAGACUGUGUGUGUGUAUGGCCACCUAGAUGUUCAGCCAGCAGCACUGGAGGAUGGCUGGGACAGUGAGCCCUUCACUCUGGUAGAAAGAGAUGGAAAGCUGUAUGGGAGAGGAUCAACAGAUGACAAAGGUCCAGUGCUUGCCUGGCUGAAUGCCUUGGAGGCUUAUCAAAAAACUAAUCAGGAAUUUCCAGUAAAUAUUAAGUUCUGCCUAGAGGGUAUGGAGGAAUCAGGAUCAGAAGGCCUUGAUGAACUGAUUUUUGCUCAGCGUAAUGCUUUCUUCAAAGAUGUGGAUUAUAUUUGCAUUUCUGACAACUAUUGGCUAGGCAAGAAUAAACCUUGUAUCACCUAUGGCUUGAGGGGUAUUUGCUACUACUUCAUAGAGGUAGAAUGCAGUGACAAAGACCUUCACUCUGGAGUUUAUGGUGGUUCAAUACAUGAGGCCAUGACGGAUCUCAUUGCUUUAAUGGGUUCUCUCAUAGACAAGAAAGGGAAAAUCCUCAUUCCAGGCAUUAAUGAAGCAGUGGCAUCUGUUACUGGUGAGGAGCUGGCCAUUUAUGAGAAGAUUGAUUUUGACCUAGAAGAAUAUGCAAAAGAUGUAGGAGCAACAAAACUAUUGCAUGAUACAAAGAGAGAUAUCCUUAUGCAUAGAUGGAGAUAUCCUUCCUUGUCUCUCCAUGGAAUUGAAGGAGCCUUCUCAGCCUCUGGAGCCAAGACUGUGAUUCCUAGGAAAGUGAUUGGCAAGUUCUCAAUCAGACUUGUGCCAAACAUGACUCCUGAAGAGGUCACCAAGCAUGUUAAAGAUUACCUGAGCAAACAGUUUGCAGAACUGCAGAGCCCUAACAAAUUCAAGGUAUACUUAGGCCAUGGUGGAAAACCCUGGGUGUCAGACUUCGACCAUCCACACUACAUGGCUGGCAGAAGGGCCAUGAAAACAGUUUUUGGAGUUGAACCAGACCUGACAAGGGAGGGAGGAAGCAUUCCUGUUACCCUCACUUUCCAAGAAGCAACAGGCAAGAAUGUCAUGCUGCUUCCUGUUGGAGCUGCGGACGAUGGUGCCCACUCUCAAAAUGAGAAACUGAAUAGGUACAACUACAUUCAGGGAGUGAAGAUGCUUGGUGCAUACCUCUAUGAAGUUUCACAGCUGAAGAACUAAGACACCUUACCUUCUGGCUUGUGAUUCAGAAGUCUGACUUUUCUUAGGAAACAGCAUCUAUUAAUUCUUAUGUGGCUCCCCUUUUCCACCAACACUCCACUACUUUGGAGAAGAGGGAAGCAUGCAAUUCUACUUAAGAAACAAACAUUGUAAACCAAAAAUCUUCAAAUGCUUCAAAUGACAGACUAUUUCCUAUCUGUCCAGUAGUCCUGAAAGGUAUCUUUCUUCUCUGUAUCACUUCAAUGUCUUGCUAUACUCAUCUACUUUUCCUGUAAUGCAGCAGGAACUGGGUGCUCUCAACUGUUUCAGCAGCCACAUUAGCUGCAGAACUGUUGGCCAGGUUUAAGGUACUUUUUCCAAGACUUUGAAGAUAUAUGUUCUGGAAGUAGUCACAGUGACAGAUUAGGGGCUAUACUGGAGUGUGCUCAAUCUGUAGCAUGGCAUCUGUCUUCCUAAAGGAUCUGGAAGAAUAGUUUGUCUUACGGUUUAUACCUGCCUGCAGGUUUCAAUUCACUGUGAUAAUGACUACUGGUCAUCUUUGUAAAGCUGCCUUUGUACUCCCUAAAAGGACAAUAAAUAAUAAUGCUCUAG